AUGGGGCCGAGCCUGGGGCCGCUGCUGCUGCUGCUGCUGCCGCCCCUCCCGUGGGCUGAGCCCCGGCCCGGUGGGGCCGGUGGGGCCGGCGUGGGCUCGGACGCACCGGCCGGGGCGGUGGCUGGUGCCGGUGGGGACGGGACCCGGCUCCAGCCCUCGAUCAUCGGGGGACACGAGGCCAAAAAGCACUCCCGGCCCUACAUGGUGCUCCUCCAGCUCGAGGGGAAUCGCUCCUGCGGGGCAGCGCUGCUGCACCGGCGCUGGGCGCUGACAGCCGCGCACUGCCUGCGUGAGAAGUGAAGCGAGGGGCGUCUGGUGGUGGGGCUGCACAAGCUGGGGGACAGCGGGGCGAGCACCCAGAGCUUCCACAUCCGGGCUGCCUGUCCCCACCCCGACUACGACCCACAGACGAUGGAGAACGACCUGCUCCUGCUGCAGCUGGACGGGAAGGUGACACUGAGCAAGACACGGCGGCUGAUCUCGCUGGCGAGACGGGAGCCGGCGCCGGGGGAGCGCUGCAGCCUGGCGGGCUGGGGGGUCGUGGACUCCCAGGGUCGGAAGCCGUCGCCCACCCUGCAGGAGCUGGAGGUGACGGUGAUGGACACGCAGAAAUGCAACAGCAGCCGCUUCUGGCACGGCGAAAUCGGCCCCUCCAUGAUCUGCUUCCAGGGGCAGCGCCGCGGCUCGGCGCCCGCCAAGGUGAGGGUUUGGGGCUCCGAGGGCUGCAAAGCUCUGCCCGCCCCGAGCCCGGCCGAGGGGGGCUCCGGGGGCGGGGAGGAUGCUCACCCUGGGCGGGCGAGAUGUCCCCCUGGCCGUGGUGGGGGUCCCUGUCCCCGUGCCCACUCCCCGGUGUCGCCUCGCCCUCAGGGUGACUCGGGGGGCCCGUUGGUGUGCGGGAAGCGGCCGGCGGUGGCCGGUGUGGUGUCCUUCAGCAGCAGGAACCCCACGGACCCUUCCAAGCCGCCGGUGGCCGCCUCGACCGUGAAGAACAAGAAAUGGAUCCGGAAAACGCUGCGGAGGGGCUGCGGCCAGCCCGAACACCCGGGAGACACCAAACACCCCUUCCUAUUUACACAGGUUGGCUUUUAA
Lonchura striata (white-rumped munia) is the source of this 1089-nucleotide messenger RNA. NCBI's taxonomy places the organism in Eukaryota, Metazoa, Chordata, Aves, Passeriformes, Estrildidae. The record is from RefSeq and is a predicted model, not a curated record.